Molecule: messenger RNA, 753 nt
Organism: Gilbertella persicaria
Lineage: Eukaryota; Fungi; Mucoromycota; Mucoromycetes; Mucorales; Choanephoraceae
Product: ribosomal protein L30, ferredoxin-like fold domain-containing protein
Exons: 2
Coding region: 1-753 (250 amino acids)
Biological process (GO): maturation of LSU-rRNA from tricistronic rRNA transcript (SSU-rRNA, 5.8S rRNA, LSU-rRNA)
Cellular component (GO): cytosolic large ribosomal subunit
Molecular function (GO): RNA binding; structural constituent of ribosome
Source: RefSeq, a predicted model, not a curated record
AUGAUACAUAGUAACCAAGCCAUCCCUGCACCCGUCUAUGUGACAGAAAACCUUUUGAAGAAGAGAAAGGCUAAUGAAAAAGGAGCUGCUAUUAGAGCAAGAGAAAAGUUAGAAUUAAAAAAGAAACAAAGACAACUCCGUAAAACACAAUUUAAGCGUGCUGAUGAAUUUAUCCGUAAUCACCGUACAGCCGAGAAACAAGCUAAACGUCUUCGUGCCUUGACAUCAGGCAAAAUGAAGGGUUCUCAACGUAAAGGCGAUGGUAAACUCUUGUUUGUGGCCCGUAUCAAGACACAAAAUGCUAUUCACCCUCAAAUCAAAAAAGUGUUGACCAAACUUCGUCUUUUGAAAUUAAAUUCAGGUGUUUUUGUGGUCUGUGAUGAUUCGACUAUCAAAGAUCUUCAAAAGAUUGAACCUUUAGUGACUUAUGGUGCUCCCAGUCUCAAGACAGUCCGUGACUUGAUUAUGAAGCGUGGUGCUACCAUGAUUAAGGGUGUUCGUACGCCCCUUUCUGAUAAUAUGAUGAUUGAAGAAGCUCUUGGUCAAUAUGGCGUGAUUUGUUUAGAAGACAUUGUGCAUGAGAUUGUUGAAUUGGGUGAGCAUUUCAAUGAGGUCAGCAAGUUUUUGAUUCCCUUUGAAUUGAAUAAUCCUGUCAAGGGCUGGCGUCAAAAGAAAUUAAAGGAAAUCACAGAACGCGAUCAAGAUCAAAAUGCUGAAGAUGACAUUAACAAGUUGGUUGAAAGCAUGAAUUAG